Chinchilla lanigera (long-tailed chinchilla) is the source of this 692-nucleotide messenger RNA. RefSeq names its product lymphocyte antigen 6 complex, locus D (gene Ly6d). Gene Ontology annotation, biological process: lymphocyte differentiation. Gene Ontology annotation, cellular component: cell surface. The transcript is spliced from 3 exons. The coding region runs from base 46 to 447 and encodes 133 amino acids. The record is from RefSeq and is a predicted model, not a curated record. Lineage: Eukaryota; Metazoa; Chordata; Mammalia; Rodentia; Chinchillidae.
CCAGCUAUAAGGCCUGUGGAGAGGAGAGGCCCCCAUUGCUCCCUGAUGACACUAAGGAUGAAGACAGUCCUGCUGCUCCUUGUCACCCUGACUGUGGCCCUGAGCCCAGCCUACACACUCCGCUGUCACGUGUGCAGCAGCAGUACCAGCAACUGCAAGAAUUCCCAGGAGUGCCCUAUCGGCUCUCGCUACUGCAAGACCAUGACUUCAGUGGAAUCUCUGGCAGGGAACCUGGUGACGAAGAGCUGUGAGAGUUCGUGCACACCUACCUAUAGCCAGCAGGGCCAGAUCAGCAGCGGUACCGGGUCCACACACUGCUGCCAGGAAGACCUGUGCAACGAGAAUCUGUCCAGUGCUGCACCUGCCACUGCCCUGCUCAGCAGCGCCACCUCAGGCGUGGUGCUGGCCUUAGGGCUCCUUGCCCUUCUCCUGGCUCCCAGUCUGUAACCCCUUUCCAUUUCUGGAGUUACUGCAAUCCCUCUCUCUGGCCACAUGGGGAUGCCAGAUUCCUGAAGUCAGGGACUCCCUGCAGGCUGGGGCCCAGUCCUGGUGUGUGCAGGACAAGAGGAAGUGGCCAGCCAGGCAGUAUGGAAGACAAAGGAAAGACGUCCGAUCCCCCUCCUGAAUUUUCUACUUUUGUUACUUACUUUUCUACUCAAACCUCUGCAUAUAAAUAAAUGAUUUAAAACCAG